GUCUUAAUAAUAAAAGCCAUAGAAGAUUGAUGCCAAUAAAAAAGUAAAUUUGGUACUCUCUAUUUUAUGUGAAAUAGUAGACUUUUGAAACUUUUAGUCCAAAAUAAUCAUAAGAUAUUUGUGUGGCCAUAAAACAUUCACUGGGGGUAAAAAAGGAAAUACAAAGUUAAAUUGCUUCUAUUUAUAACAACAAUGUUGACAUUUUUUUUUUUGGAAUGGAUUAAAAAAGAAAUGUGUCACAUAAAAUGAGUUGAAAAGCAUAUAUAUAUAUAUAUACUUCGUAUGUGUUGGUAAAGGUUAUCUUUCAUGUGUACUGUGUUUAAAAUGUUGUGGUAAUAAAGCACAAUCUCUCCUUGAGUCCAAUUUGGUGGAAGUGGGAGCAGUGGUGCACUUUCUUAGCUAAAAUACUUAAAUUAUCAAAGCGUGGGACAAAGAAAUAAGCAGGAGCAAACAGGGAGCUUUACUAGGAAAAACAAUGGAGUUGGAUAGUGUCCUAGUUCUUUGGCUUGUAUUUUCUAGUUCUUGCUUAACGCUUUUCGCAAGUGAGGAAAUUAUCGAGGUGGGGAAAUCGAUCACUGGUAAUCAGAAAAUGGUUUCAGCUGAUGGAACUUUUGCGUUAGGCUUCUUCACUCCGGGCAAUUCUACAUUUAGCUACCUUGGCAUAUGGUACAAUACCAUCCCAGGACAAACGGUAGUUUGGGUUGCUAAUAGAGAAUCUCCAAUCCCUCAGCAUUCUACUGCAGUUUUUACUAUUGGCGAUGAUGGGAAUUUAGUGCUUUUUGAUGAAAAGGACAAACUUAUUUGGUCAUCAAAUGUUUCAUCCACAAAUUCUACUAUUGGAGCACUGCUAGAUAAUGGAAAUCUUGUGCUCACUCAUGGUGAGUUCAAUAUAUUGUGGCAGAGCUUUGAGCAUCCUACAGAUACAUUUCUGCCUGAAAUGAAAAUCGGUUAUAAUGGAAAAACUGGCAAGCGAAUUAUGAUUAAUUCGUGGACAAGUAAUGAAGAUCCUCAGCCUGGAAAUUUCUCUUUUGGAAUAGACCCUGAAGGACGUCCGCGGCUUUACAUUUUCAAGCAAAACAGUAUUCAUUUUAGGUUUGACGAUACUUAUGAAUACUUAGGAGGGAAUCUCAGAGGAACUGCAUGGUAUCUUUCUAUUGUUUCUCGAAAUGAUGAAGUAUAUUUAACUUAUGGUUACAUCAAAGGCUGGAUAACACUAAGGGUCUUCGUGGAUCCUGCUGGGCAUCUACAGGUGCUGUUCUGCACUCAAUAUGCUAAUAAGUGGAAAUUUAUAUUUCAGGUACCACAAACUCUUUGUGAUAUUUAUGCGCAGUGCGGUCCAUUUGGCAGCUGUGGAGGAUUAACAAGUGAAUUAUGCAUGUGCUUAACCGGAUUUAAACCAAAAUUUUCGACAGAUUGGGAUAAUGGGAAAUGGACGGAUGGUUGUGUUAGAAAAGUAGCAUUGGGUUGUGAUGGCAAAGACAGGUUCUUGAAAUAUGAGAAUAUGAAGUUACCUGAUCACACUAUCUCCUUUGGACAUAUGAGUGUUAACGAGUGUGAAACUCAGUGUAUCAGGAACUGUUCCUGCUCAGCUUAUGCUUAUUUAAAUAGCACCUGUUUAAUAUGGAUUGGAGAUUACUGGACCUUGGCCGCAACUAUUCUAAUGGCAGAGUUCUCAAUGUUCGAUUUCAUGGCUCUGAGCCAAUUACCCAUGGUGGAUCAGGGUAUUCAGCUCACAGACAAAAAAAUUUCAUUGCAAGAAUUGUUUCUGCGAUAUGUGCCAUAUUGGUUCUUAUUAGUUUUAUUUUGUUUAUCUCCAAAAGAAGGUUGAGAAGACAAGAAAAUAGGAGAGGCUACUAACGACUUCCAUGGAGAAAACAAACUUGGAGAAGGUGGAUUUGGUCCCGUGUUUAAGGGGUUUCUGGCUGAGGUCGGAGACAUAGCUAUCAAAAGGCUAAGCAGGAGGUCAUCACAAGGACUAGAGGAGUUCAUGAAUGAAUUGAAACUAAUUGCAAAACUACAGCACAAAAAUCUUGUCAGCCUCUUAGGAUGUUGUGUUGAAGGAGAGGAGAAGAUUCUAAUCUAUAUGUCCAAUUGCAGUUUGGACAAAUUUCUGUUUGACCCGUCGUUGAAGGUUUCACUCAAUUGGGGUACACGUUUUGGGAUAAUAGAAGGAAUUUCUCAAGGAAUGCUUUACCUACACAAGUACUCAAGAUUAAAAGUCAUUCACAGGGACUUGAAAGCAAGCAACAUUCUUCUAGAUAACGAGAUGAUCCCCAAAAUAUCAGACUUUGGAAUGGCAAGGAUUUUCGGUACUGAUCAAACACAGGCCAAUACAAACUGAGUGGUUGGUACAUAUGGCUAUAUGUCUCCGGAAUACGUAGUAUAUGGCGAGUUUUCGGAGAAAUCUGAUGUGUUUAGCUUCGGAGUGUUGCUGUUAGAAAUUCUGAGCGGUCAGCGUAACUCAGACUUUCUCAUGACUGAAAUUUCCGCGUCCCUCUUAGGAUGGGCAUGGAAUAAGUGGAAAGAAGGAAGAAUAUUGGAGUUGAUUGAUCCAUCUGUAAGAGAAACCUGUGACAGUAACAAAGCGACAAGUUGUAUUCUGGUUGCGCUUCUUUGUGUUCAAGAGAUUCCAAUUGACCGGCCAACAAUGCCUGAUAUAGUUGUUAUGUUAAGCAAUGAAACGAUGCUCAUCCCUGAACCAAAAGAACCUGCUUUUCGCAGCAGCUGGCAAGCUCCGCAGUUAACUGAUGUAUCCAUAAAUGAGAUGACAGUUACCUUGCCGAAACCUCGAUGAGAGCAUUUAUUAGUUUUCCGACUUCUUGUAGUAAAUUUUUCUUGUGAGCAUAGAACCACCAUAAUUAUGUUUGUAGAGAGGAGAGAUGUUUGAUAUCUUCCUUGAGAGGGACUCCAGUUUGGGAGAAAUUUAGGCUAAUCAAGGGAGUUUUACUUCAAAAAUUGGGAUUCACUUGUUACCAGAUAAUAACGUCCUUAAUUGUUGGACUUACAAAAGUGUAGUCUCUGGAAGGAAUACACAGAAUUCACUGUUUCACUGAUGUUGUCUUGGUUUUUUUCCUCUUUCUUCAGUGUAUCAAAUGUGUGUUAUCUUGCUUUUGAAGUUCACUUGGCUUAAAUUUUUGUCAAAUUUAAAUUUUUAUGAUAAUGAAGUUUGUGUCUAACUCAACUGCAAAAGCUAGCUCAUGAGGGAAGGAUUUUGCAAUACAUAUAAGUAGACUAACCAACGUCAUAUCUUUAACCUACUUCAUGAUCAGGCCCAACUGGAGCAUGGACGGGGAGUGCAAACGUGGAUGAUCCUGACUCUAAUACCAUGUAAAGAUAUGAUGUUUGAGCCCAACUCAAAACCUAAAGUUCUGAUUUACAGAGUGAAAAGAUGUUUAAAAGAAAAAAGAACUUAUAGAUUGCAAAUGUGAAUAUUAGAGUCAAUAAGAAUACGUGGGAAAAGAAUUAUGUAGUGGUUGAAGCUUAAAAAACUGGUAACCUGUCAGUCUUUCAUUUAAAUACUCCCUGCAUUUUAAAACAGAGAAAAGCAUUUUUAAUCAUUUCCAUGGAUGUGGAAAAUCUCAUUUUGUCCAAAUACAAUCCACUUUCUCUAUAUCCAAGUGACUAAUGUUUUCACAUUCCACAUAGAAACAUUAGUGCCAACUGGAACCUUUUACCAAUAUUUAUAACUUAGGCAAUGAUGAUUUGACAAAUUCAAGUGCUUCACUCGUGAAUAUAAACCAUUUAGCAUGUAUCAGAAGAAUAGAAAAAUUAGAUCAUCCAAGAAACCGUCAAUCCACGAGCAGAGACACUAUCAGAGUAGGAAAACGUAUGUAUAAAAGAGAAAAUUUGAAAUGGAACCAAGAGAAACCUUAUUCUCUACCAUUACAUAUAAAGACUUAAAGGAUCCAUAGAGGCUGAAAGACCAGCGAACUCCCUCAUGCCGAGAGUGUCUGUGAGGGCGGAAGCCACUCUUUUGUUCAAUUUCACUCUAUAUAACAAGGAAUAGUCAUUAUUGUAACACAUAUAGAUUCUGCACAUGAAUGUGUUGCUAAAGGUCAUCUUUUGAACGAGGAAACCUUUGCACGCAUUGGUUACCUUUUGAGAGGCCUAUGCCUCAUAGAAACUGUCACUGUCCCUUGGCCUAUAGAUUCCGACUCUAUCAUUAUCUUAUGUUUGGAGAAGUGCUAAAUUUGUGUAUGCACAUUCUUUGGCAGAGAGGGACCACAAAUCCUUUUAAUUCUCUCAUUGUUUUAAACGUCAUAGAAAUCUUCGUUUAAAAAUUAUUUGUCAUAAAGAACAUUCUCUUUAUUUAAGUACAACUUGGUAGAAGUGGAAGACAUGGACCAUAAAGGUGCACUUUCCUAGAUAAAAAACUACAAGGCAAAAUAGGGAAAAUAAAAAAGAACCAGGUGCAGAGAGUCUCCAUCUCUGAAUUCUACUGCAGUUUUCACUAUUGGUGUUGAUGGGAAUUUAGUGUUUUUUGAUGAGAAGGGUAAACUCAUUUGGUAAUCAAAUGUUUCAUUCCCACAAUGUUGCAGAAGCAUCGGUUGCUUGAUAUG
Messenger RNA from Capsicum annuum, 4559 nucleotides. RefSeq names its product S-locus-specific glycoprotein S13-like. The record is from RefSeq and is a predicted model, not a curated record. Bases 476 to 1828 code for a protein of 450 amino acids. The transcript is spliced from 7 exons. Gene Ontology annotation, biological process: recognition of pollen. Lineage: Eukaryota; Viridiplantae; Streptophyta; Magnoliopsida; Solanales; Solanaceae.